Molecule: messenger RNA, 1645 nt
Organism: Meriones unguiculatus (Mongolian gerbil)
Lineage: Eukaryota; Metazoa; Chordata; Mammalia; Rodentia; Muridae
Gene: Rchy1
Product: ring finger and CHY zinc finger domain containing 1
Exons: 9
Coding region: 354-1139 (261 amino acids)
Biological process (GO): protein ubiquitination; ubiquitin-dependent protein catabolic process
Cellular component (GO): nucleus
Molecular function (GO): ubiquitin protein ligase activity; zinc ion binding
Source: RefSeq, a predicted model, not a curated record
CCAGCCGUCCCCACCCGGCGUCGCCGGGGUCCCCUCCACCCCGACAUCCGGGCUGGCAGCGAUGCGGGGGGCAAAGAGGAGCCAACCUACGGGUUGUCACUGGUGACAGCGGAGACAGCGACUAACGUCGACGACGGACUCGGCGUCUCACUCCGCUUCCCCGCCUCCCCCGGAACAGGAACCGGAAAUCCGGCUGCCCCGGAUCAUGUGAUCGGCCGCCAUAUUGAGUGGUGGCAGCUGCUGGGAGGAGGAGGAGGAGGAGGGCUGUCAGACGGGCUCUGCUUCUCUUAAAGGCGUGACUUCCAAGCUGGGGGGAAGGUUCUGUGGAUCGUGACGGGGAGGUGGAGGAGGAGAUGGCGGCGACGGCGCGGGAAGAUGGCGUCCGCAGCCCGGAGCGAGGGCGGUGGGGCUGCGAGCACUAUGACAGAGGCUGUCUCCUCAAGGCACCUUGUUGUGACAAACUUUAUACUUGCCGGCUGUGUCAUGACAACAAUGAAGAUCAUCAGCUAGAUCGUUUCAAAGUAAAGGAAGUUCAGUGCAUCAACUGUGAAAAAAUCCAACAUGCCCAGCAGACUUGUGAAGACUGUAACACAUUGUUUGGAGAAUAUUACUGCAGUAUAUGCCAUCUGUUUGACAAAGAUAAAAAGCAGUACCAUUGUGAGAACUGUGGGAUUUGUAGGAUUGGUCCAAAGGAAGAUUUUUUCCACUGCUUGAAAUGUAACUUAUGCCUAGCCAUGAAUCUUCGAGGAAAACAUAAGUGUAUUGAAAAUGUUUCCCGGCAGAAUUGUCCAAUAUGCUUAGAGGACAUUCACACGUCCCGGGUUGUUGCUCAUGUCUUGCCAUGUGGGCAUCUCUUACAUAGAACAUGUUAUGAAGAAAUGUUGAAAGAAGGCUACAGAUGUCCCUUGUGUAUGCAUUCUGCCUUAGAUAUGACCCGCUACUGGAGACAGUUAGAUAAUGAGGUAGCACAGACUCCUAUGCCAUCAGAAUACCAGAACGUGACUGUUGAUAUUCUCUGCAAUGACUGUAAUGGACGAUCUACAGUCCAGUUCCAUAUUUUAGGCAUGAAAUGUAAGAAUUGUGACUCCUACAAUACUGCUCAAGCUGGAAGUCGUAGAGUUUCAGUGGAUCAGCAGUGAGCAACCUGUUCUUGGCUGGAAGAACAGUUUUGUGAUGUAGAUAAAGCCUGUAUAAAAGAUCCCGUUGUCAGAAUGUGUGCUAACUAUGCAUUAGAGAUGUCUCAUUCCAUAGUCGCACCAGCAGGUCAUAUCAUAUGCACCAAGGACUCAAGAUCUCUGGGUGGAAUAUCACUGCUCUUCCUGGAUGAAGCUUCUGCAUGUGUGUUGACUGGAGAUUCCUUUAGUGUCAAGUUUUAAAGCCAAUGAUGUUUGCCCAGACAUUCAUAGAAUAUUUUAUAUUUUUAUGGAACUUUAAGUGACACCAUGCAUGCAGAGUUCAUUUCUAGUUCUUGAUAGAACUGCAUUUAAUUUUAACUAGUCUUUGAUUUUAAGGACUGUACUAUAAUUUUUAAGUUCUUGUUAAAAUCUAAUUACAAAUGCUUUUGAAUUUUCUAAGACAGUCCUUUGGAUCCUAUAAAUAAAAUUUAAUGUAAAAACUAUAAAUAAAAUUAUAUUGAAACAUUGUU